AUGUCUGCGGACUCCAGAUCCACGCGCGCGCUGAAGGAGAUCCUCCGGUGCCCCGGGAAUGACGUGUGCGCGGACUGUGGAGCGCCAGACCCGACUUGGGGCUCCUGUCUGGGCGUCUUCAUCUGUCUGGACUGUUCUGGAAUCCACAGAAACCUGCCAGACGUCAGCAAAGUCAAGUCCCUCAAUCUGUCGCACUGGGACGAACACGAGAUCCAGUUCAUGGUGGAGAAUGGAAACGACAAACUGAAGAGCAUCUACGAGGCCGAAGUCCCAAUUUACUAUUACAAACCCACUCACAACGACUGUCAGGUUCUGAGAGAGCAGUGGAUCAGGGCCAAAUAUGAGAGAAAGGAGUUUUCGGACUCGAGGAAACCGUUCAUCUACGAACAAGGGCUGAGGGAGGGGACUCUGAUGAAGCGGGGCAGGGAUAACGGGCAGUUUCUCAGUCGGAGGUUUGUUCUGUCGGAGCGAGAGGGGACUCUGAAGUACUUCACCAAACACGACGCCAAAGAGCCCAAAGCUGUGAUCAAAGUGUCCACGAUCAACGCCAUGUUUCAGCCUGAGAAGAUGGGAAACCCCAACGGUCUCCAGAUCACGUACCUCAAAGACUACAGCACCAGGAACAUCUUCGUUUACCAUGACAGCGGAAAGGAGAUCGUGGACUGGUACAACUCCAUUCGUGCCGUUCAGCUUCAUUAUCUCAAAGUGGCUUUUCCCGGAGCCACAGACGCAGAGCUGGUGCCAAAACUGACGCGGAACUUCCUAAAGGAAGGAUACAUGGAGAAGACUGGACCCAGGCAAACUGAGGGCUUUAAGAAGCGAUGGUUCACCCUGGACCAGCGACGCCUCAUGUACUUCAAAGACCCUCUGGAUGCAUUCGCCAAAGGGGAGGUAUUUCUGGGGAACAAGGACCACGGAUACAGCGCCUCCGCGGGGCUCCCCUCCGGCACACACUGUAACGGCGCCUGGGCCCACGGCAUCACCAUAGAAACGCCCGAGCGCUGCUUCCUGUUUACCUGCGAGACGGAGGCGGAGCAACAGGAGUGGAUCCAGAAGUUCAACGAGGUCGUGAGCGCCGUCAUGUCCCCGCAAGAGUACACAAUGGAAGCUCUGUUCAAACGCAGACAUUGA
Knipowitschia caucasica is the source of this 1131-nucleotide messenger RNA. NCBI's taxonomy places the organism in Eukaryota, Metazoa, Chordata, Actinopteri, Gobiiformes, Gobiidae. The record is from the annotation of a GenBank genome assembly.